Messenger RNA from Acanthisitta chloris (rifleman), 918 nucleotides. Its product is annotated as COMM domain-containing protein 5-like. Gene Ontology annotation, cellular component: nucleus. Lineage: Eukaryota; Metazoa; Chordata; Aves; Passeriformes; Acanthisittidae. The record is from RefSeq and is a predicted model, not a curated record. The annotation marks the transcript as partial. The transcript has 6 exons.
UCACUGUUAAUGCACUGGAAGGAAAAGACUGCAAGGAAUCUAUCAAGCUCAUUGCAGAAAGUGCUAAUCUCUCAGAAGAGCAACUUGCUUUCCUAAUUUCUGGCAUGUAUACCCUUCUCCGAGAAGCACUGAGACUCCCCUUAUCGACUUUCAAACAAGAAGUUUUUAAGGAAGACCUGAAGGAGCUCAGGAUACCAGAAGAUUUCAUUGCAGACUUUUCCAGUGUAGUCUUUGGAAACAGGCGUCCUGCUCCCGAAGGCACAGCUCUGAUACAGAGAAGUAGGCUACCAACUAUCCAGGACUUCAGGUGGAGAGUGGACGUAGCUAUAUCCACGAGUUCACUGGCCCGAGCACUUCAACCAUCCAUUCUAAUGAUGAUGAAGCUUUCAGACGGGACAGCUCAUCGCUUUGAAGUGCCAGUUGCGAAGUUUCAAGAACUGAGAUACAAUGUUGCCCUUAUACUGAAGGAAAUGAAUGACUUGGAGAAGAGGAGCAUCCUGAAGAUCCAAGACUGAAUUACUGAUUGGGAGUUUAUGGAAGAGAUCUGAACCCCUCAGCGUGUUCUGCGAAUGGCAGAGCAGGGGACCAUCACCAUUUUGCCUGUAUGAACUCCAAUUAUGAUGUCUGCUGUAAAUAUUCUUCUCAAUUCAAGUAUUAAAAGCACAAACUCUUUUUGUAAGACUUAAGAAAACCAAAAAUGCGUCUAUGAAAAAGUAUAAUGCUGUUUGUGAGCGUUUUUGCAUGAUUCAUCAAAACAUUUUUUAAAUAACUGUCUUAAUAGAUGGAAGAGUCAUUUAUUUCUGAUUAUGAUUCAUCACUAAUUAUUUUUGCAAGUCUGCUACCGGAAGCCCCAUCAGUGUGUGUGUAUCAUAAGAAAGCUCUGCAAUAGUUCAAAUUAAAAACAAAAUGACAAACCCA